Messenger RNA from Rosa rugosa (rugosa rose), 932 nucleotides. RefSeq lists its product as uncharacterized. NCBI's taxonomy places the organism in Eukaryota, Viridiplantae, Streptophyta, Magnoliopsida, Rosales, Rosaceae. The record is from RefSeq and is a predicted model, not a curated record. The coding region runs from base 68 to 682 and encodes 204 amino acids. The transcript is spliced from 3 exons.
CACACUUCAUAUAUACAAAGUAAGAAACCCCAAACCAAAAGCAAUCGCAGAUCUUUUCAUCUCCGCUAUGGCAGUCUCCGUUCCCAUAGUGGCCAUAAUCACCUCUCUCCACCUCAUCGCCUUCAUUUUCGCCGUCGGCGCCGAACGACGCCGUAGCACCGCGAAGAUAGUGCCCGACGAGUACGACGAGCAAACCUACUGCGUUUACGGCACCGACGCUUCCACCGUGUACGGACUGGCCGCGUUCGGGCUUCUUCUGCUCAGCCACACGGUGCUUAACGGCGUCACCAGGUGUCUCUGCUUCGGCAAAGGCUUAAUCACCGGCUCCUCUACUACUUGGACUGUCUUCUUCUUCGUCUUCUCCUGGACAACCUUUUUGGGAGCCGAGGCAUGCUUAUUGGCAGGGUCAGCAAGGAAUGCCUAUCACACAAAGUACAGGGGGAAAUUUAACCUAGACGACUUGUCCUGUGCCACUCUGCGUAAGGGCGUGUUCGCUGCAGCAGCUGCUCUUACACUGUUGUCGCUGAUAGGGUCAAACCUUUACUACUGGACACAUUCCAAAGCUGAUACUGGAGGGUGGGAGAAGCACCGCAAUGAAGGCCUUGGCAUGGGCAAUUCCAAUUAUGGGCAGCAUGAGCAGCAGCAGCAGCAGCAGCAAACCACUGGAUUCGAGAAGGUGUAAUUCUGCUAUGACAUUGCUUUCUUUUGAAUGGCCAAUGGCCAUGGUUGUGGAAUGAGAUCGAGUAGAUUAGUAUUGAAAGUUUUUGUGGCUUCUGCUAGACAUGUAUAUGCUAUGUCAUCUGCUCUGUUAGAAAUGCGAGUAAAAAUAUUUUGGUGAACUAGGGAAGUAAAAUAUUCCAUCUUUGUCUUAUGCACGUCCACUUUUGUAGCUUUGCUUUUGAAAAUUCAAGUUGUACACCCCACUUUGCUCA